Molecule: messenger RNA, 1252 nt
Organism: Aaosphaeria arxii CBS 175.79
Lineage: Eukaryota; Fungi; Ascomycota; Dothideomycetes; Pleosporales
Product: enolase 2-phosphoglycerate dehydratase
Exons: 1
Coding region: 119-1252 (377 amino acids)
Source: RefSeq, a predicted model, not a curated record
CUACUUUAUAACAGGGAUAGAUUGCUGCAUCAAAGGUAAACCCCAGGCAAGGCGGCGUUGCAAGAAGAUCUCAAAGCUGCUGCAUUUUCAUAUCAUAACCAAGCCUCUUCGUCCAAAGAUGUCAGCGCCAGACCUCAAAAUCAGGAGGAUCGACGUUUUCUCCGUCGACCUCCCCUACUCCGGCGGCGUCUAUUACCUCUCUGAAGGUCGGACGUACACCCACUUCGAUGCUACAAUCGUCCGCAUCAAUGCGUGCUCCUCUUCAGGCGCCGAAAUCGAAGGAUGGGGUGAAUCCACGCCAUUCGGCAGCACCUAUGCGCCUUCUCAUGCCCGCGGCGUGCGCGCAGCAAUCGCAACGAUAGCCCCAGAGCUGAUCGGUCUAGACCCGCGACGCGUCGAAAGAAUUAAUGACGCCAUGGAUUCCGCCCUCAAGGGCCACGAAGAUGCGAAGACUGCGCUUGACGUGGCGUGUUGGGAUAUCUUUGGCAAAUCCGUUGGUCUACCCGUUUGUGAAUUACUUGGUGGCCGGACGGAUGUCGAGCUGCCAAUGAUAUCGAGUCUAGGCGUCUGUAGUCCCGAGGAAAUGAGGAGGCAAGUGCAGAAGUUUCGGGAUGAAGGGUACAUGGGUCAUAGUGUGAAGGUCGGCACAAAUCCUGUGAAUGAUGCAGCAAUCAUCACAUCAGCACUAGCCGACAAACAGGAGGGCGAGUUUUUCCUCGUGGAUGCAAACUGCGGUAUGACGACUGAAAGCGCUUUGAGAAUGCUCAGGUUACUGCCACCCGGCCUAGAUUUUGUGCUUGAGAGCCCAUGUGCAACUUGGCGCGAGACAGUGUCGUUGAGGAAGAGGACAAACAUUCCCAUCAUUUUCGACGAAUUGGCUACCGAUGAGGCCUCUCUCGCACGCAUGAUCUCCGAAGAUGCUGCUGAAGGAAUUGGACUGAAGAUCUCGAAGGCUGGCGGGCUGACAAGGGCAAGGCGGCAAAGAGAUAUUUGCAUCGCCGCUGGCUACACCCUAAGUGUGCAGGAUACGACGGGUAGUGACAUUGCGUUUGCAGCGAUUGUCCACCUAGCUCAGACAGUGCCGCAGAAGAAUCUGCGGUGUAUCCUGAACUCAAGAGGGAUGGUGACGCUAAAGACGGCAAAUUCGAGUUUUGAAGAGUCAGGAAAAGGUGUUAAGGCAGGUAAAGCCCCGGGUCUAGGUAUCGAGGUAAAGACCAAUGUUCUGGGCGAAGCAGUGGCAAGCUAUGUGUAG